CCAGCCCCCUCCCUUUCCCCAUGCCAGGUAGCAGAGCAGGCUGGGGUGCAAACACCCACUCGCUCAGCCCCGAGCUCACAGAUUCAGACGGGGUGGAGGAGGGAGAGACCCGGCCCGAUGGGAUUCCAGCAGCCGGCAUUCAUCUCGCUGGUCUUGGUGGGGAUGUGGGUGACCUCCUACCAGAGUGGGGAAGGCCAGAAACCUGCAGCAGAGUGGACCAUGAGACUCACAGGCUUUCACUGCAGAUGUUCGGGCCUGCUGGAGGUUAACACUUGGGGCAGCUGGAAGACAGUCUGUAGAAGUGGUUGGAACCAGACAGUCACAAAAAUGGUCUGUGAAUGGCUGGACUGUGGCUCCCCCUUAAGUGAGGUUCUCGAAAUAGACCCAGAGCAGAAACCCAAUGAAACGAUAAAGCUGAGCUGCCAGGGGAAUGAGUCUGCCCUCGGGAACUGCCGCUGGGAGAAAUCCAACUGCACGCAGGUUCUGACCAUGUUCUGCAAAGAACCGGAAAAAACCAUCACUGCACCAACAACAACUGCACCAGAACCCACCGGCCCCCCCAGGAUGCGGUUGGUCGAUGGGAGGUUCUACUGCUCAGGGAUUGUGGAGAUCUACAUGGGAGGCCACUGGGGAACGGUCCAGUCAAGUCCAGAAAACGAGACAGAGCUGGCCCACUGGGUUUGCCGGAAGAUAGGCUGCGGUGAUGCCUUAGAGCAGAAAAAUCGGUCUUUCUUGGUGAAAAAUGAAAGGCAGCAUCUACCUGUCCAGUGGGAGAUGGUGGCAUCAUGUGGAAGUGACUCUAUCCCAGACUGUUUCUACAGAACCAGGAACUCUCAGGACAAAACUCCAGCCUCUGUCAUCUGCUCCAGCCAGAAUUUCAAGCCAUGCUCAGCUGGGGUGGGAGCAGGAACCAUUGUGAGCAUCCUCCUGGCUCUGAUCCUCCUUGGAGUUCUCAUCAUUAUCUGUGGACCUCCUGCCUACAAGAAGCUACAGAAGAAAUACUCCAAGAAGCAGCAGCGCCAGUGGAUAGGCCCAACUGGAUUACAGCAAACCGUUUCAUUCCAUCGCAACAGCACUGUCACUCUCAGGCCCCGUCAGGAAGGUCAAGGCGCACAGGAUGAAGACAACGACUAUUCUCAGACCCCUAAGAAGAACUCCUACCUUUCAGCUUAUCCAGCUCUGGAAGGGGCGAUCAGGUCUUCCAACCCUCCAGACAACUCCUCCGACAGUGACUAUGACUUGCAUUCUGCUCGGCGACUUUAGCCUCUUUCCCCCAGACAAGACGACCUGAAAAACUGACAGAAGAAAAAAAAAUACCUGAGACGAUCCUGCACUGGAAUCAUUUCCGUGUUACUACAUGCAGCUGUAAAGGGUUUUCCCACACUGCCAGAGACAUGAGACGGGGGAAUCUAUACAGCCCCAAAUUACACAUCCCUUUCCAUGCACAGGGGCAAAGAGAAUCAGGAUGUCUGCCUUCUUUUCCCUCUAGUGACGUUUGGCAAGUCACUAAGGCCCAAAUUUUCAAAAGCACCCCUAAUUGUGCAUGUCUCUAUUUUUUGGUGUACAGCUUCAGACCCACCGGACCUAAUUUUCAGCAGUAUUGAGCAGUCACAGACCCAGCUGAAGUCAAGGGGCCUGUGUUUUUCAUGCUAGGCAUCUAAAAUUUGGGUCACCCAUGAUCAGUGGAUUUGAUUUUUACAUGUUGGUCAUUAACUCUCUAUUCUUUUCUAUUCAGGUUCUUGUAUUAUGCCCAUCGCUAUGGUAUGUGAGCACCUUCCUAUGACAAAUUCAUCUAGCAUUCAUCACUUGUGGUUUCUUCUCCAUUCCUCUCACUGGGAGGAAAUGUGUGUAUGUUUAAGUUGAUUUGUUGUUGUUUGUUAAGGGCAGGCAAGUGUAAGAAUUGUGCUUUACAUUUGGGCUGUGAAGUGGUGAUGUUUGUUUACUUAAGAUAUGUCUACAUAACAAGCUGUAGCGUAGAUACUUCCAACUUUAAUGGAAGGGUUUUUUUCCAUUGCUGCAGUUAAUCCACCUCUCCGAGAGGCAGUAGCUAGGUCGACAGAAGAAUUCUUUUAUUGACCUAGCUGCGUCUAUAGUGGGGGUUAGGUCAACCUAACUAUGGUGUUUGGGGUACGAAAUUCUUCACAGCCCUGAGCAAUGUAGCUAGGUUGUUCUAAUUUUUAAGUGUAUACCAGGCCUUAGUCCCUUAGUCCCUUAAUCCACUGAUUGCAGAGUCUCCAGGCCUGCUCUUGCACUCUAAAUCAGUUGAAUACUUCACUAUCUUCCAAGGAUAUUGUGAAGCUAACUUCAUUAUUGUCUGCAAGGUGCUCAGAUACCAGAGUAAUAAGCACCAUGGAAAAGAUUAGGAAUAAACUGUCUUCUUACGUCACUUAGGAAGCCGUGAUGAUGCAUGUUUGGCUCAGCAAAUGGCUGAAUGGUUGAAGUACCCGAGGAGUACAAUAUCCCAUGGUAAUGUGUAUGUGAGUGGGGCUGGUGUGUAUGUGUGGGGGUGUGCGUGGCUAGGUUUGUGAAGAGAAGGCAUAUGUAAGAUCGAGGCAAGCGGGAUGUGUGAUGAGAGUGGGAGGAGAUAAUGUUGAACACAAACAUGAUUGAGAUAUUUAAUAAGCAAUAACAGUUGUAAUAAAACUUUUUUUCUAGUA
This is a messenger RNA of Dermochelys coriacea (leatherback sea turtle), 2657 nucleotides long. It is a transcript of the gene CD5, whose product is annotated as CD5 molecule. Lineage: Eukaryota; Metazoa; Chordata; Testudines; Dermochelyidae. Gene Ontology annotation, biological process: T cell costimulation. The record is from RefSeq and is a predicted model, not a curated record. Gene Ontology annotation, cellular component: plasma membrane. The coding region runs from base 118 to 1263 and encodes 381 amino acids. The transcript has 10 exons.